CACAAACACAGCAAUGCCAACCUAGCUUUCAAAGUUCAUGCAGCUCUUCACGUCCGCGCUAUAAAAUUUGUUUACUAAUUACUACGUUUUUGUUGUUUUUUUCGGCAAGAUGGGGGUUCCAAAAUUUUAUCGAUGGAUAUCCGAGCGAUAUCCGUGUUUGAGCGAAGUUGUGAAGGAGCAUCAGAUCCCGGAGUUUGAUAAUUUAUACCUGGACAUGAAUGGAAUCAUCCACCAGUGCUCGCACCCUAACGAUGAGGACGUACACUUCCGUAUCACAGAGGAGAAGAUCUUUGCAGAUAUUUUCCACUACCUCGAAGUGCUCUUUCGCAUCAUCAAGCCCAGGAAGGUGUUUUUCAUGGCCGUGGAUGGUGUCGCACCCAGGGCCAAAAUGAACCAGCAGCGUGGCAGAAGGUUCAGAUCAGCAAAAGAAGCCGAGGAUAAAAUAAAGAAGGCUCUGGAGAAGGGCGAGGUUUUACCCACAGAGGCCCGAUUCGACUCCAACUGCAUCACACCCGGUACGGAGUUCAUGACUCGGCUUCACAAACAUCUAAAAUACUUUGUGCAGAAAAAGCUGUCUACAGACCGACUGUGGCAGGGAGUGCGAGUGUAUCUGUCUGGUCACGAGACUCCAGGAGAAGGAGAGCACAAGAUCAUGGAGUUCAUUCGGUCAGAGAUCGCUAAACCGGACCAUGAUCCUAACACACGGCACUGUCUGUACGGCCUGGAUGCUGACCUGAUAAUGCUGGGGCUGACGAGUCAUGAGCCUCAUUUCUCUUUGCUCAGAGAGGAGGUACGCUUCGGGGGGAAAAAGAAUCAGAAGAGAAUAACAGCUCCAGAGGAGACGACAUUCCACCUGCUCCAUCUUUCCCUCAUGAGGGAGUACAUUGACUACGAGUUCUCUUCAUUGAGGGAGAGGAUCUCGUUUGUGUAUGAUCUGGAGCGGAUUAUAGAUGACUGGAUCCUAAUGGGCUUCCUUGUGGGAAAUGACUUCAUCCCCCACUUGCCUCAUCUGCAUAUUAACCAGGAUGCUCUGCCCCUGCUCUACAGAACAUACAUCACCGUCUUGCCCUCACUUGGGGGAUACCUGAAUGAAAACGGGAACCUAAAUCUGGCCCACUUUGAGAAGUAUCUUGAGAAGCUGGCAGAGUUUGACCGCGAGCACUUCAGCGACGUGUUUGUGGACCUGAAGUGGUUCGAGAGCAAAGUGGGGAACAAAUAUGUGAAUGAAGCGGCUGGUAUCGCUGCCGAGGAAGAGCUGGGCAGACAGGGCAGGAGGAACAAGCUGUUUAAAGACUCUCUCAGUUUGGCAGCUUUGGAUGGGGACAAAGACUCGCGCUGUUCAGGAAGAGCAGAAGGCACAGAGGAGGACGGUGAGGACGAGGACAUGUUUGAGGCAGAGUUUCGGCAGUAUAAGAGAACAUACUACAUGACCAAGAUGAACGUGGAGGUGGUCUCCGAUGAGUUUUUGGCCAGUCAGGCUCGCUGCUAUGUCGAGGGAAUCCAGUGGAUCCUGCAUUAUUACUAUCAUGGAGUUCAGUCCUGGAGCUGGUAUUACCCAUAUCACUACGCACCCUUCCUCUCUGACGUGAGGAACAUCUCUGACCUCACUUUGACCUUUGACAUGGGAAAACCCUUCCUGCCCUUUGAACAACUGCUGGGUGUUUUACCUUCAGCUAGUAAAGAGCUGCUGCCUAAAGGUUACCAGCACCUGAUGACAUCUCCGAGCUCACCGAUUAUUGAGUAUUACCCCGUGGACUUUAAGACAGACCUGAAUGGGAAGCAGCAGGAGUGGGAGGCCGUCGUCCUCAUCCCCUUCAUCGAUGAGAAACGGUUGCUGGCAGCCAUGGCCCCCAACACAGAAAGUCUGAGUAAAUCGGAGCAAGCGAGGAACACACACAGAGAGUGUGCAGUGUACUGCUAUGACAAAGAGCUCGACUUUCCACUGACUUCACCACUGCCUGAGGUCUUCCCCAGUGUCACACACUGCCACGCAAGGUGCACGCUGGUGCCCAUGGAUGCCUGGCGAGUGCCUCUACACACAGUCAUACGCAGAAUCGACCGGAGCACGCUGUAUUUCUGCGGCUUUCCCACCUUGCAACACAUCCAACAUAAAUUCUAUAAGAAGAAGAGCGGUGUGGUCGUGUUCCAGCAGAGCAGCCGAGGAGAAAACAUGAUAUUGGAGAUUUUAUCUAGUCAGCAGGGGGAGCCAGUUCUGGAGGAUGUGGCAGACCUGGUGUUGGGGAAGAGUGUGUUUGUGAACUGGCCUCACCUGGAGGAGGCGCGUGUGGUCGCCGUGUCAGAUGGAGAGGCAAAGUUUUUCCUUGAUGAGGCGACAGGAGCACAGAAGCUGUUUGAGGACACGCCUCCUCCCGUUAAAGUGGUGUAUCUGAGCGAUAAAGAGCAGAAGGAUUGGGUUAAAGAUGUGCAGGGCAUCACAGAGCACCACAGUAAGCGUAAAGGUGUGGUGAUAAAAGAAACGUCGGUGCUGCUCUACGCUCAGCUCCUCACGGGCAGGAAGUACGUGAUCUCCCCGGACGCUCAGGUCCAUCUGGAGAAACAGUGGGCCAAACAGAUCCUGCCCUUCGCUUACCAAACCAUCGUGAAGGACAUCAAGGCUUUCGAUUCGUCCUUGUCUCGGUUUAAAACGCUGGAGGAACUUUUCCCCGUCUCCACCACUGUCUUCAUGGUGGGAAACGUGUAUUAUGGCUCGAUGGGAGAGGUGCAAGAUUCUAGUGAUGUCAUCAGCGAGGGACGUGUGCGGGUGGUCUUUACUGUGCCGUGUGAACCUCACCUUGAUGCCUUAAUUCAGAACCAGCAUAAAUACUCGAUAAAGUACAGUCCCGGCUACGUCCUGGCCUCGCGCCUCGGCAUCACCAGCUACCUCGUCUCCAGGUUCUCUGGGAGCAUCUUCAUCGGCAGAGGAUCAAAGAGGAAUCCUCAUGGCGAGCAGAGAGCCAACGUGGGUCUGAAUCUGAAGUUUAAUAAGAAGAAUGAGGAGGUUCCUGGUUACACCAAGAGAACAGAGAAGGAGUGGCUGUACUCGGCUGCUGUAGAGGAGCUGUUAGCUGAGUAUCUGGAGCGCUUCUCCGAGGUGUUCGAUUAUGUGUCCAGGAACAGCCAUGAUGAUUUAUUUUACGAGGAUGAUAUCUGGCCAGGAGACGAUGAGAAUGGAGCUGAAAAGGUUCAGGAAAUCACUGCCUGGCUGAAGACACAUCCCGUUAGCUCCUCCUCCCGAGCAUCAUGUGACCUCCAGAUUCUGGAUGUAGGCAUUGUGGGGAAGAUUGAGGAAGAGCUGGAGAAAGCUAAGGCAAAGAAGAGCAACAAAAAAGUGUGUGUCACUGUGAAACCUCACCUGCUGUUCCAGCCUUUAGAGCAGCAGCACGGUGUAGUUCCUGACCCCGAUGCUGAGUAUCACCUUUUUGACCGUGUCAUUAAUGUCAGGGAGAAUUUCUCUGUUCCUCUCGGCCUCAGAGGAACCAUCAUCGGCAUCAAAGGAGCUGAACGAGAGGCUGAAGUUCUGUAUGAGGUUCUGUUUGAUGAGGAGUUUGCUGGAGGACUCACCCUCAGAUGUUCUCCAGGUAGAGGUUACAGACUUCCUCCAUGUGCCUUAAUCAAUCUGAGCCACGGAAACCGUCAGGAGCAAAACCCUCACAAACUCACUGCCAUUGUCAAACCACAGCCCUCCUCCUCCUCACUACACACACAAACUCACAAACACCAGCUGGACGGCCUGAACCACUCGCCACGCUCACCGUUUAAACUUACACAGCAGAACAACAGGCAGGGUCUCAGAUCCGACACUCAGGGAAACAGAAACUCUCUUCAGAAAGGCCUGAACCAAAAAACACAAAACAAGGGCUCAGCGAAUAAGGAGGAGGAGUUCAGUAACGUGUGGCAGUCUCUUCAAUCUGCAGCUCUGCCUCAGAAACCACCAACACACUGGCAAAAUCAUGGUCAAGGUGCCAGUAUCAGGUUACUGAAGAGGAGUGAAGACUUAAAUACAGUUUCUCUACAGAAGACCUCCAGCAAGGUCUCUCCAGAGUUUCAGGAGCUUAUAGCCAAUCUAAAAGUUUCCAGGGAAGCCGUAGGUCCGGUAAAUUCUCCAGUUAAGGAUCGUGAGGAUGAGGUGGAGAAGCCGCUGUCUCCUCAAUCAUUUGCCAUGAUGGGAACCAUGAUGCUGAAGGAGAUGUUGAAGAUUGACAGUUCAGCAUCUGCAUGCCCCGCCCCAGACUCCUCCCCUCUGAACACAUCAGAGAUUUCGUCCAAUCCUGGAGCUCAGCAGCAGAACAGGAGACGCUGCUCAAAAAAACUGGCAGCGAGGAUGAACUCAACUCCAGGUGAAGCUCCUGCUCCUCCUCUCCUGCCCUGUGUGGCAGCUGAGCUGAGCCGAGUGUGUGUAGGGCUGAACAUGGGGCCGCCUGAGUUCACCUUCCUGCGCAACAGACAGGGUCUGAUGGUGUGUCAGGUGAAACUGUCUAAUGGUCUCCUGCUUCAUGGUCCUCAGUGUCAGUCUGAAACUGAAGCCAAAGAGAAGGCAGCAUUGUUCACUCUGCAGCGCCUGAACUCUGUUGCUUCGUUUCCUCUCGCUCCUCCUCCUCUGUUCCCCGGGAUGCAGCCCAUGCGGCCGAUCGCUCCUCACCUCCAGCCUGCAGGUGGUCUUUUGAUGCCUACUCAAGGUUAUGCUCCUCUGCCAUGGGGGAUUCAGUUGCCCCCACAGGGGCAGCCGUUUUUCGGCGGGACGUUCCCCAGAACCCGAGCGCCUCCGCCCCCAGCCCCGGUCGGAUCUCACAACCAGUUCAUCCCACUACAGGUGACUAAGAAACGAGUUUCCGGUCGAAAGAACCAAGAAGCGAGACCGGACUUUGGGAGCGCCGCUCGAUCCGAAAACACAGAAACCUUUCGCUCUGCAGCCAAAUCAACCCCCUAUGCCAACAAAACCCCUCCACCAAUCAGCACGCAGGAAUUCGAAAGCCCACCGAAACAACACUCCAAACCCGCACACGCCCCAGGCUCCGCCUCCAAACGCAAACACAGGAAGCUGGCUGUGAAUUUCGAUGCCGCCAAAGUGACGGACUGAGCUGCGAUGGAACUCUGCCCCUUACUCCAACCAAAUUUUUUUUUUUCUGGUUUUAUGGUCGAUGUUUUUUAAAUCUAAUUAUUCAGCAUCGUGGGAAGACGGCGAAGAACUUGAUCUAAUCGUGUGUUACAUCAUGUUUUUCCAGUGGAGAGGGAAUACUUCUUUAACCCACUUUAAUAUCGGCAGCACAAUGAUUUUCUCAACUUUCUCUCUCGUCUGACUUCGAAUUGAAACUUUUAUUCUGAUUUAUCCAGCUUUUUUAAUAUUUUAAGGAAUAUUUUAAUAUUCCUUGAUUAUUUGUAGUUAUUUUUGUAAUUGCGGUGCACUUAAAAUCAAGUUUGGUUAUUCCCAUUUGAUUUGUUUUUAAAUCCACGAUCCCUACACGUACAGCUACAGUCCCGCAGUUACAGACAAUCAGACUGCGUUCCUGAAAGUCCAAACCCGUAGCUCCGACGUCGGUGUAGAUGUUUUCGCAGUGAGGGGAGGGAAGCUGGACUGUGUACAAAUGAGGACAUUCGAAGAGAGAUUGUCUGGAGUGUCAUGUUUGAGAAAAACAAAUAUGGAGGACUUAAAAGUUGUUAGCGAAUAAGAGGAGAUUUAAGAUUUAAAAAAAAAAAAAGAUUGCCAAUAUAAUAUUUCUGUAUUAUUCAAGCUGCUUGUCCUCUUAUCAGUCAGCAUUUCUUCAGUAAAAAAGAAAAAAUACAUCCAGUGUGACAACAGACUUAAAACUAUUUUUUUUUUUUACUUUAAUCACUCUCAGCGUUCACGUUUUAGAGUUCUCUCUGUCCCGUUCAUUUCAUAUGGCACAUGUUAGACGUUUUCGUUUUCCCUCCCUGGCUGUGAGAGAAUGAAGCGGAUGCAAAUUCAACAGUUUACAAAAACAUAUGACCACUUUAGCACAAAAUCAGAACUAAAUGGGUAGACAGUUAAAUCUGUACAGGAUUUAUUUCACAGCUUGGUCAGAAACCUAAUUUAUUUUCUUUAUGUAAAAGAGAACGUGGGCUUCAGUUUGGGUUUUAAAAUUAACGUUUGGGAUUUUAAUUUUCUCCCUUUUUUUUUAUUUUAAAAAUAAAUGAAAACCGGUAUCUCUUUCCAGCAGCUCUGUACGCAGUAGGAUUUAUUUUUUGUUGAUCCGCCACACCAACACCACAUCCAUCAGGUUUUAACGUGGACUGGGAGCUACGUGUAUCCGUGCGAAGUGUUAUUUUCAAAUGAACUCGAACAGAACAAUUAAACUGUGGCUCCCGGUUUGGGACGUUCUGUACAUAGAUCUUUAAUAAACUUUUGUUAUGAGAA
Tachysurus vachellii is the source of this 6373-nucleotide messenger RNA. It is a transcript of the gene xrn1, whose product is annotated as 5'-3' exoribonuclease 1. The record is from RefSeq and is a predicted model, not a curated record. The transcript is spliced from 40 exons. Gene Ontology annotation, cellular component: nucleus. Gene Ontology annotation, molecular function: RNA binding; 5'-3' RNA exonuclease activity. NCBI's taxonomy places the organism in Eukaryota, Metazoa, Chordata, Actinopteri, Siluriformes, Bagridae. The coding region runs from base 110 to 5077 and encodes 1655 amino acids. Gene Ontology annotation, biological process: rRNA catabolic process; nuclear-transcribed mRNA catabolic process.